AUGCAGUUCCGCACGAAGAACUCCCCUAUUCUCCUCCUCCUCCUGCCGGCCAUCGCCAGCGCCCUUGCGACGAACCCUGUCGCCGGCAAUGACAAAGACUCGGCACUCGCCGCAGACGUGGCCGACCCGGCAAUGCUCAAGGGCCGCCUGGGGGUGCCCACCAAAGACGCGCCCGUCGACGGAAAGGAUGGCAAGCCUCAUCUAGGCCCAUUCGUCGAGACCGACGGCACGGCGUCCACCGAGACCAAGGGCGAAAAGGACUUGCCCACACUCAAGGGGCGUCCCCAGGAUCCCACCAUCGUCGACGGUAAGAAGAUUCCCGAGUCAAACGAUGGCGUCAUGUUCGACAAGAACCGCGAGAAGCCCCAGGACGGCACUACUGGCACUGAGGGAGGCGUCUCCGAGAAGGACAAGGCCCGCAAGGCCCACGAGGGCAAGACGGGCGAGAAGCUCGUCAACCAGCCCGAGGCGCCCAAAGAGCACCCUCCCAUCCCCCAUAGCGAAGAGAAGAAGAUUGAGAAAGGCAAAGACAAGACCAAGGGAGCAGACGCCGACAAGGAAAAGUCAAAGGCAAAGGCGUCCUCCGACAAAGAUGGCGAAGACACGGGUUACACUGGGCUCGAGAAACCCGACGAUCUCCCCGAUAUGGAUCGCGAACAGGUGCCGCCGCCGCUUCCCGACUCCGCGAAGAAGGACCAUCUCGAUAUCUCCAAGCCCAAGACCGGAAGCUCAUCUUCAUCCUUGAAUCCCACAGAAGAGGACGAAGGCAUCAUCCAACCUUUCCACUCCUUUAUCCUGUCGUUCACUAUGAUCCUGGUCUCUGAGGUUGGAGACAAGACGUUCUUGGUGGCGGCUCUCAUGGCUAUGAAGCACGACCGCAUGGUCGUCUUUUCUGCCGCCUUUGGUGCCCUCCUUGUCAUGACGGUGCUGUCCGCGGUUCUGGGCCAUGCGGUCCCCGCUCUGAUCCCCAAGCGUCUGACCGGCCUCCUUGCCGCCGGUCUGUUCUUUGUCUUUGGAGCUAGGCUCUUGCGAGAAGGAAUGCAGAUGGACCCCAACGAAGGCGUGACUGCCGAGAUGCAUGAAGUGGAACAGGAACUCGCCGAGAAGGAGAAGGAACUCGAGCGUAGGGGCGGAUCCAUCUCCGGUGAUGCCUUGGAGAUGGGCCUCGGCGGCAGGACUUCGCGCAAGAGCAGGUUUCCCUCCCCGCGAUCGCCCUCGGAGUCGCCGUCCCGGAUGCCCUCUCGCAAGUCAGGGGGCGCCAACAGCUUCGUUAGCGGCAUCAGCAACCUCUGCUCUCUCAUCCUCAGCCCUGCGUGGGUCCAGACCUUUGUUAUGACCUUCCUGGGCGAGUGGGGAGACCGAAGCCAGAUCGCCACCAUUGCCAUGGCUGCCGGACAGGAUUACUGGUGGGUGACCCUCGGUGCUUUGGCCGGACACUCCAUUUGCACGGGCGUUGCAGUCAUUGGCGGCCGAGCCAUUGCCGGACGCGUCAGUCUCAAAGUUGUGACGAUUGGCGGCGCUGUUGCCUUUUUGCUCUUCGGCAUCAUUUACCUCGUCGAGGCUCUCUACGCAUAA
Messenger RNA from Trichoderma citrinoviride, 1575 nucleotides. Its product is annotated as UPF0016-domain-containing protein. Gene Ontology annotation, cellular component: Golgi apparatus; fungal-type vacuole membrane. Bases 1 to 1575 code for a protein of 524 amino acids. NCBI's taxonomy places the organism in Eukaryota, Fungi, Ascomycota, Sordariomycetes, Hypocreales, Hypocreaceae. The transcript has 3 exons. Gene Ontology annotation, molecular function: manganese ion transmembrane transporter activity; calcium ion transmembrane transporter activity. Gene Ontology annotation, biological process: Golgi calcium ion transport; calcium ion transmembrane transport; Golgi calcium ion homeostasis. The record is from RefSeq and is a predicted model, not a curated record.